AUGAUACCGGCGACGGAGGCAUGGGCAUACCGGAGGUUUGAAGCGAAGAUCAAUGACCUUUUGCUCGCCGGUGGCGAAUCCUGCUCCACAGCCCUCACCGGUAUCACGACUUUUCUACUGCGAAGUCCCAGCGAGCUGGCUAUACUUGUAGACGAUAUCCGCACGGCUUUGGCACGUGAGACGGACAUGAUCUCGACGGCUGUGCACGAGUUGCGCCAUCUCGGCGUUUUCAUCGGAGAAAACCUGCGCCUCGCACCGUCUGUUCCUGUUGAUUUGGUCCGCGUCGUUGCGCCUGAGGGCUAG
Molecule: messenger RNA, 303 nt
Organism: Letharia columbiana
Lineage: Eukaryota; Fungi; Ascomycota; Lecanoromycetes; Lecanorales; Parmeliaceae
Exons: 1
Coding region: 1-303 (100 amino acids)
Molecular function (GO): heme binding; oxidoreductase activity, acting on paired donors, with incorporation or reduction of molecular oxygen; monooxygenase activity
Source: RefSeq, a predicted model, not a curated record